GGAAACACCAGAGGCCGCAUCCUCAUUGGCUCCCGGAGGCCGGAAGUGCAUGCGUCUGGCGGAAGUGCUCCUCCUGCGAGCGUCCGCCCGGCCCGGACCCUCAGAGAUCAAAAUGGCUUCCAGAGGAAAGACAGAGACAAGCAAAUUAAAGCAGAAUUUAGAAGAACAGUUGGAUAGACUCAUGCAGCAAUUACAAGAUCUAGAGGAGUGCAGGGAGGAACUUGAUACAGAUGAAUAAGAAGAAACCAAAAAGGAAACUCUGGAGCAACUAAGUGAAUUUAAUGAUUCACUGAAGAAAAUUAUGUCUGGAAACAUGACUUUGGUAGAUGAGCUGAGCGGAAUGCAACUGGCUAUCCAGGCAGCCAUCAGCCAGGCCUUUAAGACCCCAGAGGUCAUCAGAUUAUUUGCAAAGAAACAACCAGGUCAACUUCGGACAAGGUUAGCAGAGAUGGAUAGAGAUCUCAUGGUAGGAAAGCUGGAAAGAGGCCUAUACACUCAACAGAAAGUGGAGAUACUCACGGCUCUCAGGAAACUUGGAGAGAAGCUGACCGCGGAUGAUGAGGCCUUCUUGUCCGCAAACGCAGGUGCUGUGCUCAGCCAGUUUGAGAAAGUGUCUACAGACCUCGGCUCCGGAGACAAAGUUCUUGCAUUGGCAAGUUUUGAGGUUGAAAAAACAAAACAAUGACGCGGUGCGGCGGCUUGGGACAUUGGUCACAUUCUUGCUGUAAAUGGCGUUUGUCUCCUACGGAUUUUGAAUCAUUGCAAAGAAGAGAUUCUUGAAAUGCAUUGAUAACCUAAGAAACGGUGACAAAAUAUGCUUUGGCUUCUGGUUAUCCCCUUCCUCAUUGUGUUCCAGGCCUGCCUGCCUGCGGGAUCCCAAAUUGUUGGGGUACGGAACCCAUCGGACCUUAUUCGUUAUGUCUUGUGUGAGAGAAGGAACAGAGAACAGUCUCUCGGCCUGUUUUUAUUAAGCCUCCUUGUUUCAAGUGCUGACAGUAAAUGAAAAGAUGUGAACUAA
Hyaena hyaena (striped hyena) is the source of this 1018-nucleotide messenger RNA. It is a transcript of the gene LZIC, whose product is annotated as leucine zipper and CTNNBIP1 domain containing. Gene Ontology annotation, molecular function: beta-catenin binding. The transcript is spliced from 7 exons. Gene Ontology annotation, biological process: negative regulation of Wnt signaling pathway. The record is from RefSeq and is a predicted model, not a curated record. Lineage: Eukaryota; Metazoa; Chordata; Mammalia; Carnivora; Hyaenidae. Gene Ontology annotation, cellular component: beta-catenin destruction complex; cytosol; nucleus.